Molecule: messenger RNA, 498 nt
Organism: Coffea arabica (coffee)
Lineage: Eukaryota; Viridiplantae; Streptophyta; Magnoliopsida; Gentianales; Rubiaceae
Source: RefSeq, a predicted model, not a curated record
AUGGGGUUGCGGGCAGAGGGAGAGGGAGGAGGAGCUUUUACAGGAGGUGUGGCGGGGGGAGGGGGUGGCGGGACAGAGGGCGAAGGCGCAGAGGGGGGUGGCGGUGGAGGAGGUGCUGGUGAAGGAGCAAGUGGUGGUGCAGGAGGUGGGGCUGGUAGUGGAAUUGGGGGUGGAGCAGGCGGGAGAGUAGGAGGAGGGGCUGGUAGAGGCGUUGGUGGUCUUGCCGGAGGUGGAGCAGGUGGAGGCGUGGGAGAAGGGACUGGAGGAGGCCUUGGCAGAGGUGCUGGAGGUGGAGCAGGCUGUUGGGUUGCUGGGAGAAGUCUUGUGAUAAUGGUGCGGCGAGUGAGGCAAUCCAACAGCAUCUACUUGAGUUCAUCUAGCAAAAGAGGUUGUGGAGAAAACUAUCCAUCAGGUAAGCGUAAGGGCGGCGACAACAGCAGUAGUAGAGAGAUGGAAAUCCAAGAGGAAGCUGAAAAUUAUGAGGAGAUGGAGGAUUAA